Messenger RNA from Aspergillus calidoustus, 1836 nucleotides. The record is from the annotation of a GenBank genome assembly. Lineage: Eukaryota; Fungi; Ascomycota; Eurotiomycetes; Eurotiales; Aspergillaceae.
AAGAGACGGGCGACGUGCUCGAUCAGCCAACCACUGCCCUGCGAGCGGCCUGUGCAUCCUGUGGGGGCUGGAAACGCCAGUCUGCCUCCUCAUCUCUACUCCCAGGCCCCGAUUGGACGAAACUAGCCCCGCCGCGUGUUCGCACCGCAUGUUGAAUCCUGCCCCCUGAGUUUGCCUGAUAAAACGCGGAUGGUACCGUUUCCCCCACUAAUUCGGAGCGUCAAGUGAAUAAAGCAGGUAGUAUGCAACAUGUUCCCGUACGUACCGGCAAGCCCCCUGACGAGGAGGGCGGAGAAUUAUGCCUACUUGCGACAGCUCUGGGAGCUUCAGGAGGGCCACACUGAAUUUAAGCAGGAGACACCAGAGCACACGGAACAGGAAACCUCGUCAAGCGCGGGAAGACCGGUAUCUGAGCAGGCCAGCCUACGGCUCCAUCACAGCGGAAGCGAAAGCGGAUCGCAAGGCCGCAGGCAACAGUCGAAACUAGCCCGAAUCUUCAUCCCUGCCAGACUUCAGAAGACAAGGUCUCUGGGGGAUGGAAGUGGUGAUCAUCAUAACGGCCAUUCCCCUUGCAUCUCACCCCCGUUGCUCUCUUCACCAACCUCGACUGCUCCUGGGUCAGAAACAACAACGGAUACUGCCUCAACAACGGCUAGUAGCGUCGCGGACCCGGCGAAGCAUAUCUUUCGCUCCUGUGCGGACGCCCUGGCGAACCCAUUCUCCCGUCUUUUCGAGUUGAAUCCUCUCCUCCUCAAUAUCCCCCACCCGCUGCUGUCCGAGGCUCACCCGGGGAAUCGUAACCUCAGGGUCCUUGACUUUGGUGGCAUUGAAGAGAACGUGUACACACAGGCGAUCAGUCGACUACCACACGUUGAAGUAUCUCACUUCACAGAGGCCCAAUUGUUCACCAGUCAUCCACCCUAUCUACCCUUCGACUCAAAUAACUUCGACGUGGUCACCACGCGGACGCUCUAUAAACUACUGUCCAAUCCUCUUCAUUCUCAAAACCCCGAGCCAGCAUCAUGGGUUCGACAAGUUCACCGCGUGCUGAAAAAGGGCGGCAGCUUCGAGUUUCUCUUUUUUGACAGUCAUCUUAAGCAUGCGGGACCACUGACAAGAGAAAUGGAGCCCUUUCUGUACGAGGAGCUGCCGCCAUUCUGUACCUGUAGUAGCGCCCGGACAGAAUCACCGUGCUCCUGCUCUUCUCUCGCGGGUCCAAGCAAUACAGACACUAUGACUGGAGCUCGCUUUCUCGAACUCCUUUCCCAAGAAGGGUUCGUGACGGAGAAGAGCACGACGCUGAUGUUUCCACUAACUCUUCUUUCUUCAAUUUUCACGCGAGAUGGACAGCGUCUUAAAGACGAUGCUCAGAGUCACCAUGUCAGUAUGACUCCGCUGCUUGUUUCACUCUUGAAGACUAUCGAUGAGGAGUGCAAAACAUCGCAAACUGCUUGGCGGUGUAUCAUAGGAUACGCGCGGAAACAAUAGCGGGCAGGGGACCAGCAUGAGGACAAUGUAUUCUACAGUCUGAAACGCGCUUAACGAAUAAUGAGGCCUUGUGAAGUCUAGGCUUAGGUACUCAUCAGAAGAGCAUGGGCUUUAAAUCAUUCUCAAUACAUGAAACCAGAAAUUGAAUCGCGAGGCCCAUGAGACGGCAAUUAGGAAUGCCGAAUGCAACUUGUACCGACAUUCGCAAUAUUCCUCCCUCGCAGUACUACAGCAGGCGUUCCUUCUACCACAAAUAUUGGCAUAUGUAUGUGUACUAGCCAACAGCCUGACUGUUCAAGGAUACUAGCAGCGGAUUCAAGCUACCAUAUCCUAAUGAUUUACAAAGCC